Pogona vitticeps (central bearded dragon) is the source of this 4067-nucleotide messenger RNA. RefSeq names its product RAB11 family interacting protein 4 (gene RAB11FIP4). Gene Ontology annotation, biological process: endocytic recycling; regulation of cytokinesis. Lineage: Eukaryota; Metazoa; Chordata; Lepidosauria; Squamata; Agamidae. Gene Ontology annotation, molecular function: calcium ion binding. Gene Ontology annotation, cellular component: cleavage furrow; endocytic vesicle; midbody. The record is from RefSeq and is a predicted model, not a curated record.
GAAGGCAUCGGCGAGAGUCGCAAGGCAGAGCAGCUCGCCCCGAUCGCGAUCAUGGCUGCUGCGGCGAGGUGCGAUUGCCUCCUGUCGCCCGCGGCGCCCAGCUAAUCGCUCCACCAGGGUGCGAUGGAGCCCAGUGAUGCCGGGAAGCCGCCGAAUCUGAUGCAAUUUCUGCGGAAGCUCAAGGAAGUCUUCGAUGUGUGCGAUGAGGACGCCGACGGCUUCAUCCGGGUGGAGCGCUUCGUCGCCCUGGGCUUGCAGUUUGGUGAAGGGGAUGAGGUUGAAAAAUUUGUCAAGUACUUGGAUCCAAAUGAUAUGGGCAAAAUCAACUUCAAAGAUUUCUGCCAUGGAGUGUUUGCUAUCAAAGGCUGUGAGGAGUUGCUGAAGGAUGCAUUGUCUGCUGAAAGCCUUGGUCCCCAGCGCUAUGAGUCGGAGUAUGUGGACUACUACUACCAGGGAACCGAAAUCCAAGACAUUGGCUACCUGGACAGUGAAAGUGGAUUCGGUGAAUCGGAUCUCUUUCCUGAUGAAGACAACAUGACCCUGGCCCAGCCGGAAGUCCACCAUGAGUCAGAUAUGGACAGUGCCAUUGAAAGCGCUCAUAGUUCAGAAGCAUCAGAUGUGUGCCGGAGCGAGGAGAAGGACAGCGUGUUGGGUGGCCUCUUCCUACCGGGAGAUAAGUCAAGUCCCCUCAACCCAUCUGCGGCGUCCGACCUUUCUACCUAUUCCACUGCCUCCUUGAUCAGCAAUGAAGAACAGUUUGAAGACUACGGAGAAGGAGACGAUGUGGACUUCACUCCCAGCAGCCCUUGCCCUGAUGAUGAAAGCAGAACAAAUGCCUACUCUGACCUGGGCUCCUCUGUUUCUUCCAGUGCCGGCCAGACCCCAAGAAAAAUGCGGCAUAUGUAUAAUAGUGAGCUCUUGGACGUCUACUGCACGCAGUGCUGCAAGAAAAUCAACCUCCUUAAUGACUUGGAAGCCAGGCUGAAAAACCUGAAAGCAAACAGCCCAAGCAGGAAAAUAUCUAGCACAGCUUUUGGAAGGCAGCUUUUCCACAACAGCAACUUCAGCAGCAGCAACGGCAGCACAGAAGACUUGUUCCGAGACAGCAUCGACUCGUGCGACAACGAUAUCACUGAAAAGGUGACUUAUUUAGAGAAAAAAGUGACAGAGCUGGAAAAUGAUAGCUUGACAAAUGGUGACCUGAAGAGCAAAUUGAAACAGGAGAACACGCAGCUCGUUCACAGGGUUCAUGAACUGGAAGAACUCUUGAAAGACCAAGAGACCUCAGCUCAGCAGAAUCUGGAAGAAGAGAUAAAGAGGCACAGAGAGGCAUACAGCAAGUAUGAAAAAGAGAAAACAACAGAAAUUGAACUACUGAACACAAGGGUUCAUCAGCUUGAAGAGGAAAACUGUGAACUCAAAACCACAGUCUUACGACUGAAAUCACAAACUGAGAAACUGGAUGAGGAGAGGCAGCGGAUGUCGGACAGAUUGGAGGACACCAGUCUGCGGCUCAAGGACGAAAUGGACUUGUACAAAAGAAUGAUGGACAAACUGAGGCAGAACAGAAUGGAAUUUAACAAGGAGAGGGAGGCGACUCAGGAGCUAAUUGAGGAUCUGCGGAAGGAGCUAGAACACCUCCAGCUGUAUAAGCUCGAGUGCGAGCGCCCUGGCCGAGGGAGAAGUUCCUCCUCCAGCCUGAGCGAAUUCAGUGCAAAGGCGAGAGAAGUGGAAAUGGAGCAUGAAAUUAAGCGGCUAAAGCAGGAAAAUCAGAAGCUUCGUGACCAGAAUGAUGACCUUAAUGGGCAGAUCCUUAGUCUUAGUCUUUAUGAAGCCAAGAACCUUUUUGCAACCCAGACAAAAGCCCAGUCCUUGGCAGCUGAAAUUGAUACUGCCUCCAGAGAUGAGCUUAUGGAAGCUCUUAAAGAACAGGAAGAGAUCAAUUUCAGAUUGCGCCAGUACAUGGACAAGAUCAUCCUAGCCAUUCUAGACCACAACCCAUCCAUCUUGGAGAUCAAAAACUGAAAGUCUGGGUUUGGAAGGGAAAACAGAGACUUUUGCUGUAGAAGACAUCAUUUGAUCCACGUACUCCUCUGCUACUGUAAAUGAACCUAUAAAUAUAUAUAUGGGGGGGGUGUAUGUAGACACACAGACCGUGUUUAUAUGAGGUUUGGUACACUUUUAUCUGUGAAUCAUAUAAUUUGGCUUGGUGAAUUUUUCAUGCACUUUCACCACUUGGAGGUGGGGGGAGGGGAAAGAAAGACUGUUACAGGGUCGUAUUGAAAUAAUGAUGUAACUGGAUUUGCACUGUUUUAGAUACUGGACAAAAAAAUGACACUACCUCUAGAUGCAAGGAUAAAAGACAAUGGGAACAUAUCUAGUGCCAAUUCAUUCCCUCCCCCACAAAUGAUGCUGAGUUUCAUGUCUUAGCAGCAGUUCUUCCCUCAUCUUCCCAGCAUGCCCAGUUUUCCUUCACUGGUGCUGACUUUGUUGUUUUUCUUAGGCUUUUGCUGUUAUGGUGCUAUUGAAGCGCCCAGAUGGUCAGUGCUUCUCUUGCUCCUUCAAGAAGAAUUUUGUUCAGGAUACAAAAGGGGAAAGAGUAUUCUACACAAUUGUUUUUGUUGGUUUGUUAAAGCCUCUUUUGAACAAAAAGAAAAACUGAAUGUACGUUGCUGUGAACUCUUUUAAGAUGGAUGGCCGUUGGUAGUAUUGCAUAACUCCAUUUGCUAACUUUCUUCUGGUUCCAGUGUUGCGAAGGCAUUUAUGACAUAUUUACCUUUAUGUCUCUUGCCAGCCAUAGAGGAGGUAUGCCUUCCUCAACCUAGUACUUCUGCUGAUUGUGUGAUUCUGGGAGUUGACACAUCCAGAAGGUACCAGAUUGAGGAGUGCUAGUGCUAGAGAAAUUCCCGUUCAUCUGUACCAAACAUGAAGUACAUCUUGACUUGGAUAUAUGGAAAUCCCUGACCGUAGUCCUCUGCGUGAAGGGCUUUAAGGGCUCUACAUCCUGCAUAGGUGUCGCCUUGACAAGCAGAAAUGAAAAGGUUAAGAUGUGUUCAUUUGUUUAGAGAUUCUUUGCCUCUUGGUGCCCAGAAAAGCUUUAUGCAUUGUAGGGCCAAAGCGCUAGGUGGGCACAGUCUGUUUUAGGAAAAGGCAGGAGCCCUACUGUUGGUUGACAGUGGCAGCACUGAAGCGCUUCAGAGAUUUCGUGAAGGAAGACAGUCUUUUGCAUAUUUUUAAACUGCCCCCUGAUACCUUUAAGAAAGAAAGAAAGAAAGAAAGAAAGCUGCUCUCACUCUUAAGCUCAGUUUUGGUUGAUAGGUUGGUUGGGGUUUGUUUUGGUCUGUCACAAAAGCAGAGCAUAGAGAUGGUUGCACAAUAAGUUGGUGAGUGAUUGCUCUGGAAGAAUCAGGAGGGAGCACCUCUAUUAAGCCACACAGACAUCUGUAGUUGUGGACACAGCUGGGAGAAGUUUCUUUCUUUCUUUUCUUUUUGACCCACUGCUCCCCAAAUUUCCAGGACAGUUUUCCAAAGUUCCCCUGAAGAGUUCUUUCCUCAUUUACACACACGUGGGCUGUAGAAAGGUUGCCAGGGUUGUGCAUAAACCACAGUGGGAACCAGUUUUGCCUCUUGAGUUAAACGAUGCCUUCUAAAAGCUGUUUUACAUUAUUCAUUUUCUUCAUGCCUUGGGCUUCUGUGAAGGAAAGGGCAUGAAAGUUGUGCAUGUACGGUUGCAUGCAACAGCCAGGCACAAAGAUCUGUCUACUAAGGGGUAGAGACUUUGUUGUCUUGUAUGCUGUUCUACAGGAAGAUUUUGUGCCAUUUCCUGCUAAACAAACUGGUUCACACGCAGAAAAUUGCACAAUGUGUGAAACAGCUGUAAGACUUCAAGGAUGCCUGUUUCUGUUACUACUUGUUGUAUUUUCCACUCCUUAAUUGAUCAGAAUCCUGUAGUUCCAAGUUAAAGCAUAUCUUGUUUUUUUAAACAUGCACAUGCAUUAUGUGUGUGAUUAAUUGUAAAGCUAGGAUCUGUUGUUACCAAAAAUAAAUUGGAAGAUUGAAUCUCUUAA